AGCAUAUUAUAUAGUGGUGUUAGUUCUGCUGUACUACUAGAUUUAGUUCACUAUGGUAUAUCUUUAGAGAACACUAAAAAACUAAGAAUAAUACCACAUUUUCUACAUUUGUUUGAUGAUAAUGCCCGAGAUGUAACUGAAUCAAUAGUAAAUCAAUGUCAAAAGUACAAUUUUAAUGUUUAUUUUGUGCAUAUUUCUGAUUAUUUGAAUAAUGAUGCUGUAUUGCCUGAAUCUAAUCAAGUUGUAGCUGUAAAUGAAGAAGAUAUAAAGAAAUUUACUAAAUUUCUGAAUUGUAUGCCAGCAACAGCAGCAAAUGAUUAUCUAUUAAAGAUUAAACGUGAUUUGUUUUUAAAAUAUGCAAAGAAAUUAAACUGUACUGCUAUUUUUACUGCAGAAACAACAAAUACUUUGGCAAUAAACUUACUUUGUAAUAUCGCCAUUGGUCGAGGAUCACAAGUUCAAAAUGAUGUGGGUUUCUGUGACAUUCGAGAUGAUCAAGUCAAAAUUCUAAGGCCCAUGAAAGACAUUGGUAAAGAGGAAUUGGAUUACUAUAUGAAAAUAAAGAAGUUGGAUCCUGUAUUUAAAAAAAAUGUGAAAAGCAGCAGUCUACAGUCAGCUAUUGCUUCAUUUGUAUCAGACCUGCAAGAAAAUUUUCAAUCUACCAUAUCAACCGUUUGUAAAACUGCUGAUAAAAUUGGAGAUUAUGAUGCAGACAAAGCAUCUCGAAAAUGCAGAAUUUGCAAGAGUGAUUUAAACAAGAAGAACAUGAAACUAUCAGCUCUUGAAGCCACUAACAUAUCAAAAACAGUUUCGUUUGGAAACAGGCACUUUAAACAAGAUUUAGAAAAGAAUUCGGAACUUCUAAGUAUGCUCGAAAACGACACUCAAAAUAUGUUUCCAUUAAUAUAUAAACAUCUAUGUUACGGGUGUAGUAGAAAUCACUCUGAAAUGAGUAAGCCAGAAUUGCUCCACAUUGGUUAAUUAUUAUUUUGAUUACCUCAACUAUGUACCUACCUAUUUAUAAAUAAAAUUAAUUGCCAACAUUUA
Trichoplusia ni (cabbage looper) is the source of this 1047-nucleotide messenger RNA. RefSeq names its product cytoplasmic tRNA 2-thiolation protein 2 (gene Ctu2). Lineage: Eukaryota; Metazoa; Arthropoda; Insecta; Lepidoptera; Noctuidae. The coding region runs from base 295 to 981 and encodes 228 amino acids. Gene Ontology annotation, biological process: tRNA wobble position uridine thiolation. Gene Ontology annotation, cellular component: cytosol. Gene Ontology annotation, molecular function: tRNA binding; sulfurtransferase activity. The record is from RefSeq and is a predicted model, not a curated record. The transcript has 5 exons.